This is a messenger RNA of Spodoptera litura, 2990 nucleotides long. RefSeq names its product protein SERAC1. NCBI's taxonomy places the organism in Eukaryota, Metazoa, Arthropoda, Insecta, Lepidoptera, Noctuidae. The record is from RefSeq and is a predicted model, not a curated record.
UUUCUUCAUUUUCAAUCAUGUCUAUUCAUGGGUUAAUGGACUCGGCAAGAUUUUAUUGACGUUUAUGUUUGAAAAUAUUUCAAAAUAAACAAAGGGAUUAUGACUUUCACUGCAAUUGAUGAGUGAUGUAAUAAUAAAUUGACCAGUAUUGGUAUGAUGAAAUUUAGCAAUGUAAGGUGAAAUCGCUUGAUAAUCGUCUCCCAAAGUGACAUUGUCAAAUUGACAAAAAAAUAACACCAGUAACAGUAAAUCAAAAUAUUAUUUGUAAGGUCACGCGUCUGUAACAUAUUUUUAAUUUUCUAUAUUAAAAAUCUACGCAGCUAUGAAACCAAGAAUACUCCUCUUCGAACUGAAAGUAUUGAAACAAUGGGCCUCCAAGAGAAGUUGAAGGUUCUGCUGAAGUAUUCGAAAAUAGUGGCAGUAAUAGGAAGUGGUGCUUUUUGUGUUUAUUACAGUAUUGGCCAAACCUGCAAAACAUUAAAUAGUAUUGUAAAUCCAAGAGUAGUUGACCGGGAAAAGAAACAUGUAGCAGAGUAUAUUUACGUCGAUGAUCCCUCGUACAACCGGACAUUCCAAGUGGAGUAUGAUAAGGCGACAAAACAGUCUGUGGGUCUGGCGCGUAUCUGGAAGAGCUUGAAGCAUUCCUUAGCAUGGAGACUUUUGUGGUUAUGUCGAAAUGGAAAUAAAGAUCAAAGGAACAUAGCACUAGAACAAUUAGCUUCAUUUAAAAACAACAAAGUAUGGGAUUGCUGUAAACUUGCUCAAGCUAUAGAUGAGAAUACUGCUGUGUUACUGGCACGAACUUAUGGUGCUGACUUGCGAUAUUUCCUUCCACCUCCAAUACACAUUCGUAGAGCUGCAUUAUCUAAUGAACUAGUGUCUUUCAAAUUGAGAGACCUCAUUAUCGCUGUACAAAGUGUUAAUCCUCAUAGCUGCAUUGAACAUUUUCUCUCCAAAUACUUUGCAAAUGUACAAGAAGCAGCGAUGGAAUCAGACAGUAUACCAUCUAAACCAGAUAAUAUUGGUGAAAGAGAUCUGUGUAUAUCCUGUAUGGAUGCUAUAUAUCACCAUGUUACUCUUUUCAGUUGUAAAGAUUAUGACAAAGAUAAUUCAACACAAAAAUUGAUCAGUAUGGGGCUACUACCUAUAUUAGCUGAAACUAUGUUAAGAAAUCGCAAUGAUCUGGAUUGUGACCUAGCUGUGCUCAAAGUUCUUACUGUUUUGAGUGUUCAUUGCAAUUUAUUGCGGGAUUUUUUUCAAAAUGGCCUCAUUGGUGAAUUAUCACGGCUUAUACGGUCAAAGGAUAUAAGGUUAUCAAGUUCAGCAGCAGUAUGCCUUGCAAAUUUAUCUGGAGAAUUUUGCUACAGACCGGGAUUAUAUUUGUUACAUCCUCUCUACAGAACUACAGGUACUACUGCCUGCGAUACUUUGCUUGUGCAUGGACUCAGGGGAGGUGUAUUUGUCACAUGGAGGCAACGGGACAAAAAGUGUGCUCAACCUGUUGGAAUAAUAGAAGUUACAGUCUCUGAUUUUGACUGUGAGACCUCCGAGAUUGUAACAAGGCCAGAGAAGAAAUAUUUAGAUCCUGAUAUGCAGCAGGUAAUGGAAGAUUUAAUAGAAAUAGGAGAUGAAGCAUUGCUGUCAGAUUUAGAAGUAGUUCUCCAUGAUAUCCCUAUUGAAGCUAUGAGAGAACCCCAAUCAUCUAACAAUUUUACUGCUAAUCACAAAAGAAUUGCACUAAAUCAAGAAGAAGAAGACAAAUAUAACUAUACAGCCUGCUGGCCUAAAGACUGGCUGCCAAAAGAUAUCAGUAACUUGAGAAUACUUGGUGUGAAUUACUGGACCUCACUGUCAGAAUGGCUUGAAAGAUGCCCUUUACAAACAGCAGACAUAGCAACUCGGGCUUAUGAAAUGGUACCUGCUCUUAUAGAUGCCGGUGUCGGCAAUAAAAGUACACCAGUAGUCUGGCUAGCUCAUUCUAUGGGUGGAUUAAUUGUCAAACAAGUGCUAGUUGAAGCAUCCCAAAGCGAUCAGCAAUUAUUGAAGAAAAUUGCUGAGAACACUAAAGCUGUAUUAUUUUUUAGUACUCCACAUAAAGGUAGUUCUAUGGCUACAAUGCCCCGAGCAGCUGCUGCAGUGUUAUGGCCUUCGAAUGAUGUGAGACAAUUACAACAAGAUUCACCAGUUCUAUUGAACCUACACAAAGCAUUCAUUGAGUUUGCAGAUGCUUAUAGUUGGGAAACUAUAAGUUUUGCUGAAACCAUGCCGACGCUAGUCACAGCAUUUAAAGUUCCUGUACAUUUUGUGGAGUCAUUUUCGGCGGAUUUGGGCCGUGGCGAAUUUUAUCAACUACCUCUUGAUCACCUGUGUAUCUGCAAACCAGCAACAAGACAGUCUAUUUUGUAUACCACAGUAUUAGAAGUCCUACAAAGAGUAUCCAUUAAGGAACAAGAGUUACCAUAUUCAAAUACUUUUGUCCAAAAAAUUUCAGACCUAUUUUGGUGGAUUCUAAGGACAAAAGCCAAAGAACUGUUAGAAACUAUAGAUGAGAAUCAAACAAAUGAAGGUUUGCGAUGGACAGAGAGGGUCUUAUUGAACACAUUCACAGAUUAAUCUUCCUCAAAUAUAUUUUGAAGUAUUAAUUUUAUUAUUUUGUAAUUUUUUGCUGAUACAAUUAUUUAUUGUUAUGUAAAACCUCCUGGACAUUGUGUUUUUGAUAAUAAUGUGUAAGAGAGUAAUUUUAACAGUAUUCUAUAGUGAGAAGGAAACAUACAUGGUGCCAUUGAUUUAAGAAAAUAAUGCUAUGCUAAGGUAGGUAUUUUUGUAUACUCGUUUUAUUUGAAAAUUCUAUUUAUUGAUGUUCUGAAUGUCAUGUUUCCUAUUACCUGCUAUUGAGUAAACUAUUUUGUGUUAAAGAAAUUAUUUUUAUUUAUGUAGUUCCCUAGUUUUCAUGAAAUCAUCAUUCAACCAACAUGCAUUCAAUUUGUGGU